Molecule: messenger RNA, 1338 nt
Organism: Plodia interpunctella (Indianmeal moth)
Lineage: Eukaryota; Metazoa; Arthropoda; Insecta; Lepidoptera; Pyralidae
Gene: Gbeta76C
Product: G protein beta subunit 76C
Exons: 9
Coding region: 90-1127 (345 amino acids)
Biological process (GO): G protein-coupled receptor signaling pathway
Cellular component (GO): heterotrimeric G-protein complex; cytoplasm
Molecular function (GO): protein binding; signaling receptor complex adaptor activity
Source: RefSeq, a predicted model, not a curated record
GUCACCAGCUCAUAGGUGACGGAGGAGUGACUGGUGUAGCCCGUUGGUUGAAGCUCCACGCUAGAUACAAAUACCUCAACUCAGAAGUCAUGCCGAAAGAAGACCCGGAAACCACUGCUCUAAAGAAAGAAUUAACAGAUUUGAUCGCUAGAGUUAAGGCAGAGCAAGAAAAAGUAGCUGAUGCCAAAUUAACAGAAAAAUGCGGUGACCUGGGUGAUGUACCGAAAAUAAGACUCGUAACAAAAAAAACCUUAAAAGGACACAUCAACAAAGUCAACUCAGUUCACUACAGUGGAGACUCAAGACACUGCGUAACGGGGUCGCUGGAUGGGAAGCUAAUUAUAUGGGACACCUGGAGCGGCAACAAGGUGCAAGUGAUACCUCUGCGCUCGGCGUGGGUUAUGAGUGUAGCCUUUGCUCCUUCGGGAAAUUUUGUUGUAUGUGGUGGUAUGGACAACAUGUGUACAGUGUACGAUGUCAACAACCGCGAUUCUACCGGGGCGGCUAAAAUGGUGCGAGAAUUGGCUGGCUACGAGGGCUUCCUCAGCAGCUGUCGCUUUCUGGAUGACACACAUAUUCUGACGGGAUCCGGUGAUAUGAAAAUAUGCAUUUGGGAUCUAGAAGUUGGCAGGAGAAACAUGGAGUUCGAUGCCCACGCUGGGGAUGUCGUCAGCAUUUCGUUGGCUCCUGACAUGAAAACAUACGUUACGGGAUCGGUGGAUAAGACUUGCAAGCUCUGGGAUGUCAGAGAAGAUAAAGCGAAGCAAACAUUUUUCGGACACGAAGCUGAUGUCAACAGCGUCUGUUACCACAACAGCGGCCAAGCAUUUGCCACAGCGUCCGAAGACAAGACAGCUCGUCUGUUCGACAUACGAAGCGACCAACAACUGGGCCACUACACGCCUCCUGGAAACUGCGGCUUCACUAGUUGCGGUCUAUCUUUGAGUGGGCGUUACCUGCUGGCUGGCUCAGACGAUAACUCUGUUCACUCCUGGGACACCCUCAAAGUUGCUCAUACAGGAACGCUUAAUGCCCAUGAGAACCGCGUCACGUCUAUCUCCUUUGCCCCCAAUGGGAUCGCGCUUGCCAGCUGCUCCUGGGACCAAAGUGUCAAAGUGUGGGGCUAAUCGCGAUUGGUCUUAUUAAAUUUUAUCACAAAUCUUUUUUUUGAACCUAACUUAUCUUACGAUCAAAAAUGUUUUAUGCAACUAUCGAGUUCUGUUCUGUGUCCUUAGAAAAUCAAAUACUCUGUGGUAAGUUGUAAUUUUUGUUACCCAUUGCUAUCCCUUAAAUAAAUAGUUAGCGUUAUUUAACGUUUUAAUUAAACAUUUUGGUUGA